UUCGUCCGAAAUGUUGUUGUCUGCAUAGCUAAGAAAAAGUAUCUUUCGACAAGUCUUAAAUUUGUUCAUUUUCAAAGACAUCGGCAAGUUGCCAUCGGCAAGUUGCCGUCGGCAAAUGAAGGGUGCUAAAGGUUUAUAUUUUGGCGCGAACAACGCCGUCCUCGCCCCAGUCUCUUUCGUCCACCGACGCCGCGCGUUUUUCUUUGGACUUGUUUACGUUCGUGUUCCUCGGUAUUCACUCGUUCCAUCAUGUCUCUGUCGAAAGUUCAAGUGAUUUCAGAACCGUUCAAAUUUGCAUACUACUUUGGCCCAGAGAGGCAAAGUCGGCGUUACGAGGCGCGAGCCGUCGACCAGACGAUGAGCUACGAAAGCAUGGCGAGAUCUAUAUUGAAUCGAGGAAUAGGCGAUGCCACAGACGUGAUUUUCGUUAAAGACAUGGCUUAUUACUUGAAAGGGCGACUUGGAAUGUUAGAAGAAUGGUUUCAUGACGCGAAACAUUCAUUCCUCAUUCGAGACCCAAACAAAGCAAUCCUCUCGCAGUAUCGAGUGAGUGAAAACCCAGCAAUCCAAUCUUCUGGUUGGGAUUACUUCGAGCCUGAUGAAGCUGGCUAUCAGGAGCUGCACGAGAUGUAUGAAUAUGUGAAAAAAAAUAUCGAUCCCGACCCUGUAGUUGUCGAUGCAGAUGACCUUCUCAGCUCACCCAAGCAGGUGAUGAAGGCUUACUGUGAGGGUGUUGGCAUUCAAUACGAAGAUCACAUGACCUCUUGGAAGGCAGGUGAAGUUCCCGCAGCCUGGACUUGGGAUGAAAUGUGUGUUGCUUGGUAUUCUACCGCCGUCAACAGCAGUGGUUUCGUCAAAGAGGUCGACAGGCAUGAGAGCUCAUCCACUGAACUGUGUGUGACAUACCCAGCCAAUGUCGUGAAAGCGAUUGAGGACAGCCGGCCAUUUUACGAAAAACUGCAUUCUAACAGAGUUAGUCUGGAGUAUUAAACGGUGGUAUUUAUAAUUUUAAAACAGAAGUGUUGUGACUCUCGUGAGCUUGUUAUUCUAGUUGUCGUCAUUGUUGUCUCUGUUGUUCAUUCUACUGUUCUCUUAACGGUAUCAAGCCAUGCGAAAGCUGCUACCUAAUGCAUGUGUCAACGAAAACCGCGACCUCCCUCUCCCACAAGGUGGGUAGUUGGAAAAAGGUUUGCUCAAAUUAACAAAUAAAGAAGCCUAAGCCGUGUAUUACACUGUGAUAAAACACGAUGGGCACUUGCAUGACGAGAUUCAUGCGAUUCUGAAAUUCGCAGCAGGGUAUGGUUUCUAAUUUCCGGUGAGUUGUGUUACGAGAUCGAAAAAUCUGUCAUCGCCGUGUACUUUGCGGUAAUCGACCUGUCACGCAUCUCACCGCAAGAGUAUGAGAAGACCAGACAGGAAAUAGUCAUGCAGUGCGAAUGGUUAAUUAUUAUGACAGCGAUAAUAGCAUUAUGACAGCGAUGAUUAUUAUGACAGCGAUAAUAGCAUUCAAGAUUGAGACCAUCCAGAACGUGCAGACCGUGCAGACUGAGUACUUUUUUUCUAAUACUUGACUCACUUUUUUCGCUUCUAGUGACAAAAUAGUGUUCAAUAUGUCCUAAUGUUUGUUAUUUAUCCACAAGCGGCACAAACUUUACAUCUGACUGUUGAUUCACGUGUUUAAUAGACUUUCUAUGGGAAAUUCCCUUUACUGGUCCUAAAUAUACUAAAACCAAGCAUAAAAAUAAACUUACAUACAUUCUGGGCGCAAAUAUUGUGUCAAUUUUUGACCGGUUUGUGGUUUUAUUUAUUGUCUAGUUUGUUGUUGUUGUUGUGUUUUUUUUUUGUUUUUUUUUUUCGAUUUUCUUAGUGUUCGUUCUCCUCUUAACUGAUUCAUAAAACCGACAAAGCAAGGACGGUGACUCUAAGCGACCUUGUCCUACAAAUCGCUUUUGCUCCACAAAGUACAGAAUCGUCAUUAGACUAGGGGCAUUCCCUCUUUCGCUUAGUUGAGCGUGACCGUAAGGAAACCUCGAGGCAAAAAAUGCUCACAUGAAUUUUUUUCCUCGAGGUAUCCCGUAUGCGUCACGCACGAUGGACUAAGUGAAAGAGGGACUACUCAACUCGUAGUCUAAAUCGCCAUGCACAAAAACACAACUGCCAUAAGGACAGAUAUAUUAACUAUCGCAUCGACUCAUCACGACAACCGUACUGCGCUAAGAAUUUCAAAUGAUAUUGGGUUUUCUGUGGUCUUAUCAUGCGCUAGGUUUUUUCGCGUGAUCGCAGUCACACUCCAAGAGCCAUUUGGAAUUACAUUUUGUAUACCAAGAGUACAAAAUAAGCAUGUUACGUGUGAAAUUAUAAUACAAGAUACAAGUGAAGUAUAUUUCUACAUUUUAAAAUAGCUUUACGUAAGCCUAUUUAGGGCUAAAGGGAGUUCCCUUGCAAAAUCUCUAAACAUCAACAGUCACAUACCACCGAGUUUGCGUGGCCUGUGGAUAACAAACACUCUGAUAUAUAAUUGAACAGAACCAAAAAAUAUGCCAGUCAAAAGCAAAUGCAAAAACAAGAAUAAGAAAAAAAAGUACUCAGUCUUCAGUCU
Molecule: messenger RNA, 2599 nt
Organism: Orbicella faveolata
Lineage: Eukaryota; Metazoa; Cnidaria; Anthozoa; Scleractinia; Merulinidae
Product: branched-chain-amino-acid aminotransferase-like protein 1
Source: RefSeq, a predicted model, not a curated record